AUGUCUUCUACUGAGAUUGCUCCCAUCGCCCGCUACAAGGCCACCGCCGCCAAGAUUCGUGCCGUCGAGGACGGCCCUGUCAAUUUUUUGACGGGUAAGAAGUGGUCCGCUAAGCACCGAAAGCUUCUCGAAAACCGUCGCAAGCUCCCAGUAUACGUCAAUCUGGACAAGAUACUCGAGACAUACCACGGCAACGCGUACCUCGUCCUGACAAGCGACACUGGCUCCGGGAAGUCCACGCAAGUUCCCCAACUCAUCCUCCAAGAUGAGUUUGCGUCGGGUCUACGGGUCGUCUGCACCCAGCCGCGUCGCAUUGCAGCAACAAGCUUGGCCAGGAGAGUUUCUGAGGAGGCGGAUGUCGUUCUCGGCAAGGAGGUGGGCUACAAGGUCGGCGGCGACACGGCCUCUUCGGAGAACACCAGGAUUGAGUACGUGACCGAAGGCGUGCUCCUGGCCGAGCUCAUGCACGACGAAGCGCUGAGCAAGAUCGGCGUCGUCAUCAUUGACGAAGCACACGAGCGAACUGUGGAGCUUGAUGUGCUUCUAGCCCUGCUCAAGAAAAUCAAGAGAGCCCGUGACACCGACGAUCUCCAGACAAUCGUGAUGUCGGCUACUUUGAAUGCCGGCACGUUCCAAAAGUUCUACCAGAACUGUCCAGCUGUCCACAUUCCUGGCAGAAGUUUCAAUGUGGACGUCAAGUACCUCAGGUCUGGUAGCGAGACACCCAGUGUCAUCAUUUCAGCUGCCCAAACGGUGGUGUACAUCCACGAAAAGCUGCCACCUGGCCACAUUCUUGUAUUCGCGCCCGGGCAAUCGGAAAUCCUCAAAAUCAUCGAGUAUCUUCGUGUGAACACUCGCAAGAUGGAGAUGAGGGCCUUGUAUUCGAAGCUGGCAGGUUCUCAGCAACAAAUAGUGCUGGACCCGAAAGGACCCAGGCAAUGUAUUGUCGCCACCAACAUUGCCGAAGCAAGCUUGACGAUUGACGGUAUCGUCUAUGUUGUCGAUACGGGCAUCGCCAAGCAGCAGGUAUACAACCCCCGGCUUGGAAUGUACGAUCUCCGCGUUGAGAGCAUUUCGCAAGCGUCUGCCAACCAGAGGAAGGGCCGCGCCGGCCGAACCCAGGACGGCAUUUGCUUCCGUCUUUAUACUAAAGCUGGCUUUGAGGACAUGUCUCCGUCCACUCAGCCAAAGAUCCUAACGCAGCCGAUCGACAGCGCUAUUCUGAAGCUCACGUCUGCUGGGUACAACAAGGUCGUUGACUUUGACUGGCUCACACGCCCGUGUCCCGAGUCGUUCAGUCGUGCGGCUCAGAACCUUCUUGACUGGGGGUUUCUUGGACCUGACAACAAAGUCAAUAACCACCUUGCGUUGUUGACUGCAUGGGACUACUUCAUGCGGGUUCGAGAGAUGUUGGCUGGCAAUAAGGCUUACAUGCUGCGUCAGUGGUGCGAGGAUCACUUCCUGGACAUGGAUGUCUUGGAGAGGAUCGUCAUGUCCCGCUGGCGUUUGGUCAAGCAGCUGCGAAGUGACCAGCACUUCAAAUGGCCCAAUUUGAACUUGCGGUUGACAACAUCCCAGUUCCCACGGGUGCUCAAGGCAUUGGCAACUGCCUUCUGUACGAAUCUCGCCGUGGUUCGAAGGAGAGAAGACAUCUACUUGACUGUCUACGCUGGCGUGGAGGCCAUGGUGGAGCCACACAGCGCCGCCAUUCAGUCCCAUUCCGAGUGGGUUGUUUAUAACACUCUGCAAAGAGCUGGUGGACGAGUCUUGCUCGAGGUCGUGUCUCCUGUCAGCGCGGAGUGGUUGGUGGACCUGCCCUAUUUCGCACCCGGCCGAGCGGCAAAAACUUACGACGGCACGGGCCUUCGGUUCCCGCACAUCCAAGAAUCGAUCGACCGCGCGAAAGCUCGACUGUCUGCCGCCGCUGGCAGUAAAUCAGCCAAAUCUGAGAACUGA
Akanthomyces muscarius is the source of this 1956-nucleotide messenger RNA. RefSeq lists its product as uncharacterized. The transcript is spliced from 6 exons. The coding region runs from base 1 to 1956 and encodes 651 amino acids. The record is from RefSeq and is a predicted model, not a curated record. Gene Ontology annotation, cellular component: intracellular anatomical structure. Gene Ontology annotation, molecular function: RNA binding; ATP binding. NCBI's taxonomy places the organism in Eukaryota, Fungi, Ascomycota, Sordariomycetes, Hypocreales, Cordycipitaceae.